CUGUUGUUUGCCCAAGGCCCAUUCGAAUCAACACUUGAUUAGAUUUCAGACUGUCAAAUUGUAUGUCUGGCGUUUGAUGACCUGCUUGUGGCAGAUGAGGUUACAUCGCGGAAGGAAACAUCAUUAGUAAACGGGAAAAGGAAACGACAUGGUACGUGGAGUCAGCGUGGUAUAUUAUUAUGAUUAUUAUUCAGUGGACUGCCGUUAAAUACUCUGCGUUAUUUAUGUAGCUGUCAUUUCGCGGUGUGUACGCAACUCCAAGUCAAUGGAGUGAUGCGUAAUUGCACUCCCUUGGGGCAAGCUUUUCACUCUGUUGCCAACGUUACGGGUGCAGAUGUAAUCACAAAACGGCCGGAUCUAGGACUGUGGAUGGCCUCUCUAGUCUUGCCGUGUUCGGUGAUGUAAGACUGCUGGACGUUACUGUGACAUUUGCGAGCUAAGUGGGCAAACUAUUUGCGAGUUUCACCGGGGGAGUACCGAGGCCUAGUGUCAUCACGCAGACACUUCGAUCCUGUCAUGUUUUUGACUGUGUUCGGCCCUCGAGGAUAGCGAUUAGAAUAGGUGAACUUAUAUGACAUUUCAUACGAUAUGUUAUCGUUUAGUCAGCCGGUCUACUGAUAUAGCACGCAUGACGGGAACGGCCUCCCUUACAAAAUUACCAAACAAUUACAGUGCGAUGACCAUAUACAAAUCUUAAUUUCGAUUUCUCAACAUCGAUUUCUGGGAUGUGCGGGCUGUAAGGAGGCCUCUUCAUAAUCAAGUCGCAGCACACCCCUACUUGAGGCCUUCUUGAUACUCAAGAUAUUGCACUUUUUUACAUAAAUAGUACAAGGCAGCUGGCCGGUGUCCCAGCGGUCGGCCGUUGAUGAAGCUCGACCGUCCGUGCGUGAGUUAGGUUUUUUUCCCGCCGUUGAUUCGCGCGUAUCGCCCGGGGCACGUGGUCCGCGUGGAGUGACGAGAGUGUUUUCUACGCGCUGCAUUUUUAUUACAACUCCGGAUCUCUAUCGAGCGGCGGUCAUCUAUCGAACUGUUGGGUGCUUCGCUGGCUCUGCUCGGGAGUGCUCGCACGUAAGAAACCAGCGGGAAAAUGAGAUAAGGUGACACCAAAUGUAGAUUCUGGCAGGAUAGUGAGUGUAGAUUCGCUGUGGUGACACGAGUAUUUACAAAAUGGAUCAAUCACCGGCAUCCUGCAGGUAUGAUGGCCGUCAACGGACAACCCGACGCCAUCUCAGAGAAAUCCUGGAUGAUUUAGACCGGCAGGAUCGGGCCCUCUUGCGAGUAUCCUCCGACCUUUUGGACACCAUAGCAGCCCUAAAGGAGGCCCACGAGCUGUCCCUGAAGCACCGGCCGUGGACGAGCUCCGCCGUACGGGGUGAUGAGCAUGGCACUGUUAAUACGGGGACUGGGCCAGCAGGGACCGCGACGAUAGAGGGAGGCAGUACGGGUCUCUGGACAUGCACGACGGAGAAAAGCAGCUGAGAGAUACCUGAGACUGUGCUUGUAUGUCUGUUAUCGGACUCCGUGGACCCCGAAAGAAACAUAUUUCUUGCCAGUAGACAUUCAGUAACAAAAUUAUCGCUGUUGUAUAGUUAUUAAAGGGCCCUCAGUAAUAGCAGUUUUUAACUGAUGUGGCUACCCUGUCUAAAUAAAACUAUAAAUAAAUAAAGGGCCCAUGUAUGUCCUUUUAAUAUGCAGUCCAGGGAAAUGCACCUUUGUGUCCCAUUUAACCUUAUUUUCAAUUUUAAUUUUGCCAUUUUUUAGGGCAUUUUGGUACCAUUUUGGUUUUUAUGCUUAUGUCAUUUCAGGCAGAAAACUCAACAUUACAGUUAUUUCAGCAUCAACGUUUGCCAUAAUUUUGGAUAUUGUGCCGUAGUAAAGUUUCUUUUCUUCGGUGAUUCGUUGAUGUUUCAGUACAUGACACUAGGUCAAUAAGCAAAUUUAUCCCACAAAUGUUUCAAUGAGCAACUUUUGUGCUCACAAUUUUAACAGAAAGCCCCUUGCUUAAGUCUCAAUUUGGCUCAAAAAAUAACUCAGAUAACUGCAUAGACCCUUCGACCAAAUGGGACUAGCUUUCAUUAAAGGCGUGUCUAGUUUUUUUCCCCCUGAAAAUACGUUGGUGUCUAGACGGAUCUUCAUAGCAUCGGCACUUUGGGCGUGAUCCCUGACUACGUGGCAUAUACUGGUUUAUGGCUUCUGACCAGCGCCACGUGAACAAAGACAU
Messenger RNA from Patiria miniata (bat star), 2221 nucleotides. RefSeq lists its product as uncharacterized. Lineage: Eukaryota; Metazoa; Echinodermata; Asteroidea; Valvatida; Asterinidae. The transcript is spliced from 2 exons. The coding region runs from base 1168 to 1479 and encodes 103 amino acids. The record is from RefSeq and is a predicted model, not a curated record.